AUGGCUGACUCUCCAAAGCCUCCCUCCAGGAAUCAUCCUCCUUCUAGUGCCUCAACAAGCCUACGAUAUCCGACCCUUCCGCCUUUGAGUGCCUCCGUUGAGGAGUGGUUAUCUCGCUCGAGACCUACAAGCAUGACGUCAGAGCCUCACGGAGAUCAUCCCCCGCCAAAGUCACUGGGUGAAAGCUGGGCGACUCUGAGCGUGUGUGAUGCCCAUUCUGAGGAUGGUGCUCGAUCCGAACAGACAGACGUGGGGUCGCUGAUUGACCAAACCGGCCCGGACGAUGUUGCUAGCCUCGAUGAGCGGUUCAGUAGUAGCGAGAUGGAUGGAAAUGAUGAUGAUGACGACGACGAUGAUGAGGAAGAAGAGGUAUAUGGCGGUGAUAUAUACGAGGAUCGGAGCAGUAUUUCUGAGUCUCAGGAAUUACCUGCUCGCUUCCCCAGAUUGAAUAAUACCAUCGAGGAUAGUGGUCUUACCGCUAAGGCUUUCCAUCAUUCUACCGACUCUAUCGAGUUUGCAGAGCCUGAUCUGUGGCCUGAGCUCGAGCGGGUUGAAUUGAAGCAUACCAUUCAUGUCUUUGGGGAUGAUGAAGCAUCCGAGUUGAAAAAGGGGCUUCCUUAUAACCUGCAGGACUCUUUUCUCACGGCUACCGUUCAGCAGACCAUGACGAAAGAAAGCCUUGGUGUCGACAAGCCGUUUCGUGUGUUGUAUAUCGGCAAUCCGGAAUUCAGGAACAUCAUACUCGACAAAAUUGGCGAUGUCUUGGUGUCUAGCUCGGGUAGUUGCUCUGAACCUAGCUCUGCAGAGUCGUCCAGGUACCAUGUGGUCCCGACGUCCUUUGGUGCAGGAGCUAUCCCAAACUAUGCUGAGCUUCUUCCAAUUCACGUCCAGCUCAUUGUCGACGAGUGCUUGGGAGCGGUGUCAGGCCCUCAGGCGGACAAGCCCAGCACUAUAAGCCUGAACUUCAAGAAUCGACCAUCGUGCACCUCCUCCUGGACCGGAUCUGAUUACUUUAUCUCGUCUUCGUCAGAGUGGACGCUGCCAGAUGUGGCUAUCGUUUUUGUAGCUAACACGGAUGACGCUACUGCCACCAAAACGCACAGGGCCGCUCGGGCCUUCAUGGAAAGGCAUGGGGUUCCUACUAUGGCCAUUUCGGAGAAGCCGCUCUGGAAGAUGACUUCUGAUCUGAUCCCUGUGAACCCCCAUAGCCUUCACAUGUGCUUGGAAUCUCGCCACUCAGAGACUGGAGAGACCCUGGUCUUGAGACGGUACCCUAUUGAUCUUAAGACCUUCGAGAGUAUUACUCCUAGUCAACUCAACAGGAACUUGGCUUCGUUGGCAAGUAUCUAUCCUAAGAAGUCCAACAAAGUCACCACCGAGUCUCCAAAGGCCUUCGAAAGGAAGCCGUUCUUCGAUACUGAGAAAUACUCCACAAACAUGUUCACCUUCUCAUCCUCUAAAAACAUACACGAACUUACCCCUGCUCUGCGUAUCAUUACUCUAGCUAUCAUUUCGGCUGUGGCUAUUUCUCUGGGUCACUCGGCUCUGAAAGCUCUUUUUGUCUUCAUUUCCCAAUUCUUUGCACGCUCUGCCAUUUCUACCCUUUCGCCCCCCUCUUCGAGCAGUGUCUCUACUAGCAGUAUCAUUCCAGUUGAAGGACUGAGACAGACGUCUCUUUCUGUGCGAUCUGCACAGGCCGGCGGAGCUCAGCUGGCAAAACACAAAUCCCAGAGUCGACUUGAAGAACUGAUGGAUGUGGCACUCGCGGCUCCUGCGCAGCAGAAGCCAGACCAGUUUGAGAUUCGGGUAGUCGGCGAUUGCCACGUUGUCAUCAAACCUCCACAUGGAUUCCCUACAGGGAGGAGACAGCCGAGAUUCAGUGUCAAUGUACACCGACAUGAUACCGUUCUUGCAUAUGAACUGUCUCGGUUAUUCGAGGGGGUAUACACUCUCAAACUGGACAGAGAAGAUGCAUACGGCCUCAUUAACAUUACGAUAACGACAGAUUCGAAGCCAUUUCUCAGUCAGGUCACACCGGUGGACUUUGGGACGCCGUGGCUGAAGAUUGCAAACUGGAAACGAGCGGCGCAUGCGAUCUCAGCUCAAUUUACCAGGGACUUGAACAUUGCUCAGACGGGCUUGUCAGAGGUGUAUGGUCGGAUCUGUACUGAUCUGCAAGUCCUGAUGGGGGAUGUUGUGAAGAAGUCGCAUUUUCUACGACAGGAAGCCGACCUGCUGCGUCGAGAUUCUGUGCAACAACUUUCACUUGGUACUAGAGAGGUCGUUUUGUCGAGGUCAAGGCAGCUCUCCGAGGCUGUCAAACGCACUGCUUUGCAACCCUUUCUGACAGCAUCUUCAGCACUACAAGAACGUACUGACAGGGUGAAUCGUGAUGCAAAGGAGCUUGUGAGUGGCACUUGGAAUCGGAUCAGUAGCGUGUCAACGCAGGGCGUUGACCUGGGAGCAAUGAUGGAUCAUGUUCGAAACGCCAGGAAAUGCAAGACGCUGGACAUCGCGCAAACGAGGGCACGAAGUCUGGUUUGGCGCAAGUCUUGCCAGGAAGUCGAAUGUUCUGUACAGAGCCAUUAG
This is a messenger RNA of Aspergillus wentii DTO 134E9, 2589 nucleotides long. RefSeq lists its product as uncharacterized. NCBI's taxonomy places the organism in Eukaryota, Fungi, Ascomycota, Eurotiomycetes, Eurotiales, Aspergillaceae. The coding region runs from base 1 to 2589 and encodes 862 amino acids. The record is from RefSeq and is a predicted model, not a curated record. The transcript has a single exon.